GUUCAUUCAAUGAGCGCUUGAACUGACGCUACGUCAGUAGCGUCGUCAGGUCGUUAAUCGACCUACGUGGCCAAACCUCUUCGCUACAAACUUCUUGCUCGUACUACAUACCUGCCACUCACACUUUCCUCUCAUACAUAUAAUACUCGCCUGUAACUCUCAUUUCCACAAGUCAAUUGAUACCGAUCCAUGAUCCGAUGGGGCCCAUCUUACAAUCGCUGCUUCAGUCCGAACCGCCUCAGUCAUCAUCCGUCUUCAUCUCUACGUAGACUUUGUCCCUGAACCAAACUCGGACUCAAUUAUCUUUCGAUAAACUUAAUCUGUCUAAUCACCAAAGCCUUUGGUGCCUUUGUGCUUGCUUGAUGUCGAUAUUGCAAGUUCUGCGUUGCGCACACUGCAGCACGAGCCACGGUUUGCAGCGAUUCCUUCCAGUUGUCACUGGUACUGGAACAUCCAUUCAUCCAUUCGAUUUCAAACAAGUAGCUCUUACACCUUGCAAUUUCAAUCACUUUACGACUCACUACGCCAAAACAUCGUUUCACGACGUCAUUACUCGCCCUCAAAACAUUCAAGUUGCAGCUUGGUAUUUAAUCCCUAAAUCAGCGUCUUCAGUUAUUCCGUUCCAUCUCACCAUCUGUAUUGUGACCAUCAUCAUUCUUGUGUUAAGAGUGGAUAUAUAUCUGAAGGAAAAAGAAUCAGAUCCUUUGGCUGCACGACACAGCAGGUGUCGGAAAGUGUCCCAUCGCAUUUACCAUGGCAGAAAAAUGAAAAGUCUAAAAGUGACAGAGCAGACGCAUAUAGAGACGCGACUCGCGGGAACAUUCCUCUUCUCCCACAAGCACAUAAAACGGCACACCACCGGUCAUUUCUUUGCGAUGCUUACCUAUCAGCCAGUCAACUGUUUCCCCACCGUCAGGGACCUGAGGCAUGUGGAUAGAGCUGUCCUCGAGGACCCUGCCCUUCUAGAGCCCGACAAGUCUGUUCGUGAUCAGAUGGAUGGAAGGCCCGUUUUUCUGAUCAUUCAGGAGGCUUCAAGGUAGACUACGCGAAUGUGGCAGUCCACCUUUGGUGUUCGUUGUCGAAGUCCUCGAUGAACGCACAUCAGAAACUCGAUCAAUCCGCG
Suillus plorans is the source of this 1123-nucleotide messenger RNA. RefSeq lists its product as uncharacterized. NCBI's taxonomy places the organism in Eukaryota, Fungi, Basidiomycota, Agaricomycetes, Boletales, Suillaceae. Bases 363 to 1040 code for a protein of 225 amino acids. The record is from RefSeq and is a predicted model, not a curated record. The transcript is spliced from 4 exons.